GGGAUCCCGCGCGGCCACCGCCUCCCGCGCACACACGGCCAUGGCGGAGGCCUCUUCGCUGGGGAGGCAGAGUCCUUGCGUGGCCUCCUGCCUCACACACAGCCUGUGUCCCCGGGAACCUGGCUUACAGACCACGGCAGUGGUGUCGAUGGGCUCUGCGGACCAUCAGUUCAACCUUGCGGAGAUCUUGUCACAGAAUUACAGCCUCCAGGAAGGCUGUGCAGAGGCUGUGCGGUGCCCCAACAAGCCGGAGGAGGAGCUGGACAAGGACUUUAUCUCCCAGAGCAGUGACAUGCCCUUGGAUGAGCUGCUUGCACUCUACGGUUACGAGGCAUCAGAUCCCAUCUCGGAGCAGGAAAGUGAGGGAGGUGACACAGCCUCCCACCUCCCAGAUAUGACCCUGGAUAAGGAGCAGAUAGCGAAGGACUUGCUUUCAGGGGAAGAGGAGGAAGAGACGCAGUCCUCGGCAGACGACCUCACCCCAUCUGUCACCUCCCAUGAGGCCUCCAACCUCUUCCCUAACCAGAGUGGGACCCGGUUCCUGGCUGGUGACAAGGACUCCAGUUCUUCUACUUCCUCUGACACUGAGGAGGACACCCUUCCUGUCAACAAGUGUAAGAAGGAGAUCAUGGUUGGGCCUCAGUUCCAAGCUGACCUCAGUAGCCUGCAUCUGAACCGGCAUUGUGAGAAGAUCUAUGAGAACGAAGACCAGCUGCUCUGGGACCCCAAUGUCCUUCCUGAGCGGGAGGUGGAGGAGUUCCUGUACAGGGCAGUGAAGCGGAGGUGGCAUGAGACAGCCGGCUCCCAGCUCCCGGACGGCGAGGCAGUGAAGGACAGUGAACAGGCACUAUAUGAGCUGGUGAAAUGUAAUUUCAAUGUGGAGGAAGCCCUGCGCAGACUGAGGUUCAACGUCAAGGUGAUCCGAGACGGGCUGUGUGCCUGGAGUGAAGAGGAGUGCAGGAACUUUGAGCAUGGCUUCCGUGUUCACGGGAAGAACUUCCACCUGAUCCAGGCCAACAAGGUGCGCACGCGGUCAGUGGGCGAGUGUGUGGAGUACUACUACUUGUGGAAGAAGUCGGAGCGCUUUGACUACUUCGCCCAGCAGACGCGGCUUGGCCGGAGGAAACUUGUCCCAUCGGGAACCACGGAUGCUGACCAGGACUUGGAUAGCCUGGACCCUGCAGAUGGCCCUGCACAGCCACGUCCUGAGCAGGAGGAGCCCCUGGUGGAGGCUCUCACAGAGCCGCUGAGUGUGGCUAGCACGGCCGGUGGAUUCAGUCAGCCUGGCGUGGGCGCAGAUGGCCUCCUGUCCUCGGACCCCGGACCCUGUCCCUUCCAGCAGCUGGGCGAGCCCCCUGCUGUAUCACUGCCCCAGCAGCCCUGUUCCCCAGCCUCCUCUGCUGAGUUCCCAUCAGCCACAGUUGCUCCGGAGCCAGGUGUCAGCCCAAGGCUGGCUGUGGACUUGGCCUUGCCUGAGGAGCUGCCCCUUGUGUCCAGCCAUGUGGGUCUGAGUGGGAACCCUGUAGAUCCCAUGGCUCCUGCACAGAUGGCCUUGUCAGUCACUGAGUUUGGACUCAUCGGCAUUGGGGAUGUGAAUCCCUUCCUGACUGGCCACCCAGUGUGCCCGGCCUCCACACUGCGCUCGGAGCCCUUGUCACAGUGCAACGUGAUGACGUGUUGAUCCCUGGUUGUGGCGAGUGUGUGGCUUGGACUGGACAUGGCACCUCUAGGCCUGCCCAUCAGUCUUCCUGACCCUUUCCCACUUGGGCCUUGGUGACGCCGUCUCUGCUUCUGAACAUGAUGGGACAUGGUGAGGUGGCCAGGCCAUUGCUAAGCCUUCACAGACUGGACCCAGGGCCACACAGACCCCAGUCCUCAAGACCCAGUACCGCCACAGGCCUUGGCUGUCACUGUGCCAUGAGCGUCUGCCUGGCAGCUGGGCUCAAAGAAGUUCCAUCCCUCCAGAUGUGGUGUGAGGCAGGCGGUGCUGCCUCGGUCUUCAUGCAGGACUCAGUGCCCGCACCAGCAGCCUCUCCCUGGGUGCCAUCUGCAGGCCAGCUCUUCUCCUGCCCCACAAGGCUGCUGCACCAGCCUCUGCUCAGUGCGGGAAUGGGGCACAGAGCCAUAUACCUCGCCGUCUGGCCGUUGUCCUCGGCCCUCGGCCUUCCCACCUCCACUUCAGGAAAAGCGCACUUUACCCCCACCCGCCUCCUGCCACCCUCAUCCUCAACCCCUCACUCUGAGGCCUUCAGUGGGGCCUCAGCAACCCAGGCGUGUGAGAGCAGGUGGCCCACCUUCUGCCCCUAUGCCCCAUGGUUCUUUCAUUUUUGUGGAGGCUCCCAGAAGGUUCGCUGGGGUCCCCUUGUCUUCUUGGCCUCCCUCAUUUUAUUUAUGUUGGUGUUUACAAGUUGGGUGGGUCCCUGGGCAGGCAGCUCCGCCCGGUGCUGGCAGAGUCUGCGCUGGACUUGACCAGCCCUCGCCCCACCGAGGACACUGUGAAGGGAGACUGCCUUUGCCCUUGCUGUUUUAUUUAUUAAACUUGAUUUGAAGCCCA
Molecule: messenger RNA, 2554 nt
Organism: Jaculus jaculus (lesser Egyptian jerboa)
Lineage: Eukaryota; Metazoa; Chordata; Mammalia; Rodentia; Dipodidae
Gene: Mier2
Product: MIER family member 2
Exons: 14
Coding region: 41-1681 (546 amino acids)
Biological process (GO): negative regulation of transcription by RNA polymerase II
Cellular component (GO): nucleoplasm
Molecular function (GO): transcription corepressor activity; histone deacetylase binding
Source: RefSeq, a predicted model, not a curated record